AUGCAACUUGUUUCUCUUGUCGCAACCGUCUUCGCCGCUGUCAUGUUGAUCUCCUCGCCCCAAGUCGCUGCAGAUAUCAUUGCCUGGAGUGGAAAUGCUUGCACUGGCGACGAAGGCGAUAACGUCGCUUGCGAUAAUUCAUGCCACUCCUUUGAUGGUCGACACUCUUUUGAGGUUGUUGCCAGUGGUACACACUGUGUCACAUUCUACGAGGACGAUGGUUGCAGUGGUGAACACUUCUUUUUCUCUGGGGAAGGGAAUUCGGAAUGUAUCAAUGUCGACACGGGGACGUCUAUAGGAUCUUUCAGUUGCUCUACAAACAAUGUAUGUAACAUAGUGUGA
Lentinula edodes (shiitake mushroom) is the source of this 342-nucleotide messenger RNA. RefSeq lists its product as uncharacterized. The transcript has 2 exons. The record is from RefSeq and is a predicted model, not a curated record. Bases 1 to 342 code for a protein of 113 amino acids. NCBI's taxonomy places the organism in Eukaryota, Fungi, Basidiomycota, Agaricomycetes, Agaricales, Omphalotaceae.